CCCGUCAGCGCCUCGAGUAGUACGCAGAGACGAAGAGCUACGGAUCGCCUGGGAACGUUUAUGGCUGCCUUCUCCGCUCGACAUCCACUAGUUUUUUUUCCUCGGUCUUUUUAGAGACCGUGGAAACGAGACCGUGGCACCUUACACUGCGUGGAAAUAGUUUCUGACAAAGUAAGCCCCUAGUUGGCACAGCUAACCUCCAGCUGCUAGGGAAUCAAUUUUUUAACUUCGUCGCCCGUGGAUAGUUGUUUUCAAAAGAUACUCAACGGAACUAGGGCUACAACCCGGUGCCUGAAGAAGUCGUGGAGUUGACGUUCAACGAAGAACUUCGUAAAUUUGAUGGGACGUCAAUCUUUCUUUACUUUCUCCGCCUCAGCAUUGGAGCUUAUUGUAGCGCCGCAUUUUCAUCUGUUACAUUUAGCAAGCUAGCUGGAAGCGUUAGCUGCGAACAUAGCUGUACUAUUCGGCUGCAGUCAGGCUUCUCAUCCAGGCAACUUUAAUGAUAAUGCAUUACCUACGUUAUGCAACAGGUAGACCGUCUGCAGACACGACAAAGGAGCACAAACGGUCAGAUAUUUAGGGGCCUAUCUGUAUUUUUGUAAGUGGUUAACUUUGGAUGCACGGUGUUUUCGUCUUAGUUUGAAUUUUUUUGGCCGUGAAACACUGUACCGCAUCUCAAAAUCAAGGCUCCUGGAAGAUGCACUUUAAGGACUCUGUCUAACCCACACCCAGGCAUGACCAUGUUGGAUUAUACAGAAUAAUACGAGCCCCCAGCUCGGACAGUUCGCUCCAGGAUUUGACGCCGAUGUGAGAAAGAGGCUGUGGAGAACCUCAAUCAUCUGAUUUACAACAGCUCGUCUGCAACCUUCGUGAGUUUGUGCAUCAAAAUGUCCGCCAUCUCUGCAUCCGAGAAAGUGGACGGGUUUACGAGGAAGUCUGUGAGGAAAGCGCAGAAGCAGAGAAGAUCCCAGGGAUCCUCUCAGUUUCGCACCCAGAGCGCUCCGAUCGAGCUGUCCCCACUGCCUCAGCUCAAAGAUGCCCCCUCCACAGAGCAGCAGGAACUGUUCACUCAGAAACUCCAGCAGUGCUGUACGCUCUUUGACUUCCUGGACUCAGUGAUGGACCUGAAAAGCAAGGAGGUGAAGAGGGCCACGCUGAACGAAUUGGUGGAUUAUGUUUCCACCAACAGAGGUGUGCUGGUUGAGACUGCUUACCCAGAGAUCACAAACAUGAUCUGCACCAAUAUUUUCCGGGCUCUUCCACCAAGUGACAAUCCAGAUUUUGACCCAGAGGAAGAUGAACCCACUCUAGAAGCUGCAUGGCCUCACAUCCAACUGGUUUAUGAGUUUCUGCUGCGCUUCUUGGAGAAUCCAGACUUCCAGCCGAGCAUCGCAAAGAGAUUUAUUGAUCAGAAGUUUGUUCUGCAGCUGCUGGAGCUGUUUGACAGUGAGGACCCGAGGGAGCGAGACUUCCUGAAGACUGUUCUCCAUCGGAUUUACGGAAAAUUCCUAGGCUUGCGAGCCUUCAUCAGGAAGCAGAUCAACAACAUCUUUUUGAAGUUCAUUUAUGAAACGGAGCACUUUAAUGGUGUAGCUGAACUGCUGGAGAUCCUGGGAAGUAUCAUCAACGGGUUCGCGCUUCCUCUGAAGGCAGAACACAAGCAGUUCCUGAUGAAGGUUCUCAUCCCAUUACACACAGCUAAAGCGUUGGCCCUUUUCCACGCACAGCUGGCUUACUGUGUGGUUCAGUUUCUGGAGAAAGAUCCUACGCUUACCGAGCCGGUGAUCCGUGGCCUGUUGAAGUUCUGGCCUAAAACCUGCAGCCAAAAAGAGGUGAUGUUCCUGGGUGAAAUAGAGGAGAUCCUGGAUGUCAUAGAACCGACGCAGUUCAAAAAGAUCCAGGAGCCGUUGUUCAAACAGAUUGCUAAAUGCGUGGCCAACCCACAUUUUCAGGUAGCAGAGCGGGCGCUCUACUUCUGGAACAACGAAUACAUUCUCAGCCUCAUCGAGGAAAACAUCGACAAGAUCCUUCCCAUCAUGUUUGGCAGCCUGUACAAAAUCUCAAAAGAGCACUGGAACCAGACAAUCGUGGCUUUGGUCUACAAUGUUCUGAAGGCACUGAUGGAAAUGAACUGUUCACUGUUUGAUGAGCUGACAUCCUCCUAUAAAGCAGAAAGACAGCGGGAGAAGAUGAAGGAGCAGGAACGGAACGAGCUGUGGAAGAAGCUGGAGGAGCUGAAGGUCAGCCGCGGCUCCGUGGUCCAGAACAACAGCCACGGGGUCCCUGCUGUCCUUAACAACAACAGUAACAAGAACAACAACAAUGAAAACCAGGAGAAAAGCACCGAUGCUGCUGUUGUCAUCAUGGGAGACACAGAUCCAGACGUUACUAAUGCAGCCAGCGAGAGCACCUCAUGUGCCAAAUGACAGCGGAUGCCAUCUUUUAAUUCUGAAGCUCUUCAACUUUCAGGACCCUCAGAGGAGGAUUAAAAAGGAUGUAACACAAAUUACACCUCAGCAGUAUAUUAAAUCUUAGAUCGACAAAGAACACCAGCAGUUCUUUGGCAGAAAAAAAAAAUAAAUAUAUUGAGACUAUUUUUGGAUGUUACAGUGUGGCUACCGUAUGUUGUUUGUGUCCGAUCAGAGCUGUAACCUUCCACGUUUAGUUUCCUAAUCAACAAUGAUGUUUCUCGUGCUCGGUGUGUAAUACGUGGGAGGGAGAGGAAACGAUGACUUGAAUUUAACGUUUCCGACUGUGCUGCACUUAGAAGAAAAAGAGCCAAACAGCUAUUUAAAGACGUCUAUUUUUAAUGUGCUUUUUCUUGUCACUGCCGACACGUGUAGGUGCAAGCCUAAAAAUGAGAAGGGAGCUCGAAUGUUGGGAGUAUUUUUGUUUUGUUUUGUUGUUUUUCUUUGUUUUUCGCACAUGGGACCAGACCCAGCUAAAUACAGACACCCCUAUAUAUAUUUAUACAGAGACCUGUUUAUAUGCAGAAAAACACAUUGUUAAUAGGAGAUGAAGAAUCAUGGCCAUAAAUGAUUUAUGAUAGACAAAUAUAACUCCUGAGUCACUCUGCUUUAGGUUAUAAAUUUAAAAGUGCUUAAUACUUCAGGUAAAUUUAAUAUUUUUUUAGGCUAUUUUUGUGGUUGCGGGUGUUAAUACUUUUUCAUUUGGGUGAAAACAUGAAGCUAAUACAUUCGUCACCUGCGCUUAUACAAGAAGUCACACUAAAGUAUUGAGAAAGGACUUUCAGUAUCCAAAAAUGUAGAUUUUCUUUUCUUUUUUUUUUACUUAUAGGAAUAUUUCAGCACCUCACCUUUAUGCCUGGAAACAAAGGCUCUGUCCUGAGAACAAAAUUCUACCCAAUUAAACCUAGAAUGCACACUAAUUAACACACACAUGCUCCACUGAGAGGAUGCAUUAUGAGAAAGUUAAAAGUAUUAAAUAAUGCAAAAUAGCCAAUAUUUACCGCAAUAAUGGGCUGUUCCUUUAAAAUCCAAUCUAAAAAGACCACAAAAAAAAACCCUCUUAGUAUUGAUGAAGAUGAAUAUUUUGGAUUACACAGGAAUGGGACACUUCCAUGUAUUUUUGGUCUGUAUUUAUUGAGUUUGGAGGCUAUUUACAGGGAAAUGCCACUCAGCUUCAACGCCGCUGUGGUUGAGCAACAGUUAAACUCGUCUUAGCAUCUUCCUGAUGUUAGUUCACAGGAGACUUUCUAUUCCUAAACUAGGCACUCUGUGCUGCUGUCAUACCAAGAAAAUUGCACCAGAAAACCGUUAAAGAUGAGGAAUCCAGACCAGCUGUAGCUUUUUGCUUAAAGUGUCUGAUCUUGGGAGCUCAAACAUGAUGUGAAAAGUUCAACCCUGACCUCUACAGAUUGUAGGAAAGACAUCUGAGAGCUAGUGUUGGAUGGUGUUCCCUCUGAACCUAGUGUCUGCUCUGUUUCUGCUCUUUUCAGUUCAUAUGUCAGUCUUCUCUGAUGCCUUUCUGUCAGUACAGCAUUCCAGCCUCUGUGAACUUUGAAGCGGUGAACCUGUUUUGUAAUCACAGAUACUGUUUAGGUUUCACCAUCAAAUAAAGUCUACUUUAUCUUUCUA
This is a messenger RNA of Girardinichthys multiradiatus, 4097 nucleotides long. It is a transcript of the gene ppp2r5a, whose product is annotated as protein phosphatase 2, regulatory subunit B', alpha isoform. The record is from RefSeq and is a predicted model, not a curated record. The transcript is spliced from 13 exons. Gene Ontology annotation, biological process: signal transduction; protein dephosphorylation. NCBI's taxonomy places the organism in Eukaryota, Metazoa, Chordata, Actinopteri, Cyprinodontiformes, Goodeidae. The coding region runs from base 888 to 2426 and encodes 512 amino acids. Gene Ontology annotation, molecular function: protein phosphatase activator activity. Gene Ontology annotation, cellular component: nucleus; cytosol; protein phosphatase type 2A complex.